Etheostoma cragini (Arkansas darter) is the source of this 1588-nucleotide messenger RNA. RefSeq names its product E3 ubiquitin-protein ligase RNF126-like. Bases 31 to 774 code for a protein of 247 amino acids. The transcript has 6 exons. Gene Ontology annotation, cellular component: cytoplasm. Gene Ontology annotation, molecular function: ubiquitin protein ligase activity. NCBI's taxonomy places the organism in Eukaryota, Metazoa, Chordata, Actinopteri, Perciformes, Percidae. Gene Ontology annotation, biological process: protein ubiquitination. The record is from RefSeq and is a predicted model, not a curated record.
UGACAUUGCCUCUGUCUUUUCUACCAGAGCAUGGAUCACCAACACUUGUUCACAUUUCCCUCGGGGUACGGUCCGUUCGCCCUCGGGAUUUUUGAUGAGAACUUUGACCUUCGAACGCAGCUACCCACAGAGGACAACCGAGAGACGGCAGCGGAAAACCGGAGAGAAAGGGAAAUGGCAUCGCGGCAAAGAUACAGUGCACGGCAACCACGCGGUCGACAUGUUCCUCGACGACAGGGUACGCGCCACGAAGGAGUGCCCACAUUAGAAGGAAUUAUCCAGCAGCUAGUAAAUGGAAUCAUAGCACCUACAGCCAUGCCAAAUAUGGGGAUGGGACCAUGGGGUAUGCUACAUUCCAAUCCAAUGGACUACGCCUGGGGUGCCAAUGGUCUUGAUGCUAUCAUUACACAGUUAUUGAACCAGUUUGAAAACACAGGUCCCCCUCCUGCAGACAGAGAAAGAAUAAAGAGUUUACCCACCGUUACCAUUACAGAGGAACAUGUGGGUGCCGCUUUAGAGUGUCCUGUGUGCAAAGAAGACUACAGCGUUCAGGAGAAUGUUAGGCAACUGCCAUGCAAUCACUUGUUUCACAAUGACUGUAUAGUACCGUGGCUGGAACAGCACGACACGUGUCCUGUGUGCAGGAAGAGUCUUAGCGGUCAGAACACGGCCACAGACCCACCAGGGUUAUCAGGAAUGAACUUCUCUCCCUCGUCCUCAUCCUCUUCCUCCCCCAGCUCCCCUAGCAAUGAGAAUGCUGCCAGAAACUCAUAGAGCGUCACCGUCACCUCACAGCUGCAAACCCCACAACGUACGUCAAACCCAACGGCUCCAAGCUGAAACCAGUCGAACCGUCUCAAUUCUAGGGGACGACAUGAGUCGAGCAGAAACUCUGAACCUGCUGCAGACUUUAAGUUAUCAUUCCCCCCCCCCUGGGUACAGCUCCUGCUGCUAUUGUUGCCGAGUAUUUGAGAAGGUGGGGCUGGGCUGUGUUGGAGGAUCCAGAAAGGCUGUGAAAAUUAAUAAAAGUGGGAUUGUGACCAGAACCGGAGCAGAGUUUAAGCCAGAGUGGACUGCUUUUUGAUGGAGACAUGUCUUUGCCUUGAGGCUUGGGCACAUUUUAUAUUAAAAAGAUAGACUGCCCUUUUUUUUUUUUAAACAUAGCCUGUGGAGAUGCAGAGUCCAUAGAUGUGUAGAUGGAUAAUUCAUGUUGAACGGUCGGCCACGGCACUGCUAGGGGGUCAGACUAAAACCUUGUGGGAAGAGAACUGGGUGUAUGCAUCUGAUUUUUAUUUAUUUGCACUUUGUUUUUAUUUUGCACAAAAUUAUGUCCGAUGUUGAGAAUGUGAAUUAAGGUAAACUACUGAACAAAACAAAGCAGAUUUUUCACAUUUUCUUUAAUGACUUGUGUUCUGUUUUCAUUAGAUUCUCUCUUCAUUAGAGCGUGAUCCAGUACAUUUGGUGCAUCUUGACAAGGUAAAGAUCCUCACAGUUCAACAGUGGACACAUUCUCUACUUAUUUAUUGAACCCUUGCCCAAGACACAAAUUGAGCAAUGCAAAAGAAAAAAUAUAUUAAAAAAAUAAAAG